AUGCCUACAGAACUCGAAGAGCUCGUCGGCUUCAUUGCCAAUCCAAACCCACAGAUCAGGCUGCUGGCCACUGAGAAUCUAGUGCCGUAUUCAACUUCGCAGCCCAGCAUCUUCAAGGUUGACAACUCUCAGCCUGUCAAGAACUUGAAGCUCUUGGUCAAAGACCAUCCUAAAAUCGCCGAGCAUGUCAUAACGAUACUUAUCAACCUCUCAGCAGAUCGCGAGGUGCUCGAGUCUCUGGCUACAGAUGACCAGUUUCUCACCACCAUACUGGGCUUCAUCACGAACCCCAAGGAGCCCAACGCAAACUUGUUGUCUAUGCUGCUGGCAAACCUUGCUAAAUUUGACGGCUUCAAAUCCGUUCUGCAAAAGAAGUUGCCAGCGCCCACAGAGCUCGGAUCCAACGAUCUCGUGUUGAACCAACUUCUGGAUCUGUUUGUCAAGGGCGCUGAGGGUACCUACAACAAGGAGGCUGACUUUGAUCACCUGUCGUACCUGUUUGCCGACUUGACAAAACAUGCCGAGAUUCGUCACCACUUUCUUCAGAAGCAAGAGUAUGACGGAGUUAUCCCUCUCAGCAAGUUGAAGGUCUUCACAGAGCACAAGUCAGACGUGCGGCGGAAAGGUGUUGCCUCGACCAUCAAGAACGUUGCCUUUGAGGUGUCGGCCCACCCCAGUUUCAUGGAUGAAGAUGAGCUCAAUCUUUUGCCAUACAUCAUCUUACCAAUCAUUGGAAACGAGGAGUAUGAUCUAGACGAGUCCAUGGCUAUGCUGCCAGAUUUGCAGCUGCUGCCACCGGACAAAGCACGCGACUCGGAUCCAAACAUCAUUCAGACACAUGUGGAGACAUUGAUGUUGUUGUCUUCAACCAGAGAAGGUCGAGACCGUCUCCGAGAGGUCAAGGUCUACCCGAUUAUUCGCGAAACACACUCGAGAGUCAGUGAUGAUGAUGUCAAAGACGCCUGCGAACGGCUGGUCAAUGUUUUGAUGCGUGACGAGGAGGGAGAAGAAAGCGGUCCACGUAUCGAAGAAAUUGCCCAAGAAAACGUGGCAAUUCCUAUCGAAGAUGAUGACGACGACGAUGAGAUUGUCGAAGUCUGA
Pestalotiopsis fici W106-1 is the source of this 1101-nucleotide messenger RNA. RefSeq lists its product as uncharacterized. The record is from RefSeq and is a predicted model, not a curated record. The coding region runs from base 1 to 1101 and encodes 366 amino acids. The transcript is spliced from 4 exons. NCBI's taxonomy places the organism in Eukaryota, Fungi, Ascomycota, Sordariomycetes, Amphisphaeriales, Sporocadaceae.